AGUCCAAGGGCCUCCGAGGCAGCGGCGCGGCGGGCGCGGCGCGGCGGGGCGGAGGGGACAAGAUCAGGGCAGGAGGCAAGCGGCUAAUCGAAAGGGUCCGGCACACCCAGCAAGAUGCUGUCCUGGCGGCUGCAGACGGGCUCUGAAAAGGCGGAGCUGCAGGAGCUCAACGCCCGGCUUUACGACUACGUGUGCCGGGUGCGAGAGCUGGAGCGCGAGAACCUGCUACUGGAGGAGGAGUUGCGCAGCCGGCUGAGCCGGGAGGACCGCUGGGCUGAGGAUCAGGCACUCUACGCCGAGGAGGCGCGCAGCCUACGACAGCAGCUAGAUGAACUGAACUGGUCCACAGCCCUGGCCGAGGGCGAGCGCGACGCGCUGCGGAGGGAACUGCUGGAGCUGCAGCGGGAGGGUGUGGAAGCCGGCACUGCCCGCAGCCGCCUGGAUGCCGAGCUGGGAGCGCAACGGCGGGAGCUAGAGGAGGCUCUGGGCGCGCGCGCCGCCCUCGAGGCGCUGCUGGGCCGGCUGGAAACUGAGCGCCGCGACUUGGACGCUGCCCACGAACGCCAAGUGCGAGAUCUACGAGCCCGCGCUGCCAGCCUCACCAUGCACUUCCGAGCCCGCGCCACCAGCCCCGCCGCGCCCCCGCCGCGCCUGCGGGACGUGCACGACAGCUACGCCCUGCUGGUGGCCGAGUCGUGGAGGGAGAGCGUGCAGCUGUACGAGGACGAGGUGCGCGAGCUGGAGCAGGCGCUGCGCCGCGGCCAAGAGAGCCGGCUCCAGGCGGAGGACGAGGCGCGGCUGUGCGCGCAGGAGGCAGACGCGCUGCGGAACCAGGCGCUGGAGUUGGAGCAGCUGCGCGCGAGGCUGGAGGAUGAGCUGCUGCGGAUGCGCGAGGAGUACGGGAUGCAGGCGGAGGAGCGGCAGAGAGUGAUUGACAGCCUGGAGGAUGAGAAGGAAGCCCUUACCUUGGCCAUGGCUGACCGGCUGCGGGAUUACCAGGAGCUCCUGCAGGUGAAGACUGGACUCAGCUUGGAGGUAGCCACCUACAGGGCCUUGUUGGAAGGAGAAAGCAAUCCGGAGAUAUUGAUCUGGACUGAGAACAUUGAAAACGUGCCACAAGAGCCCAGAAACACAUCCUAUCGCUACACCAACUCAGUAUUGCAGAGGAAAAAUGAGAAAAAUCUCUUUCCAAGGCGAAAAACACCUUGGGCAGCUGUAAAUCACAGCUCGGCCUCGUAUUCUAACUGGCCAGGGCACCUUGACUCACAGACAACCACAGCUGUAGGAAGUGCUGCCAGAAGGGGUCUCCUGACCUCCCGCCAUUCUUCCUCAGCUACAACCUCAGGGCAGCAAAAGCCCCUGGAGAAAACCAUCAGCAGCCGAGCCAAUUUAAGACCGGUCACGCCAACCCACGGCUUUCUAAGAAACACUGAUGCUCAAAUGAAAACACUCCCCCAUAGAUCCAAAGUCGAAGGCACGGGGGACACCCACGCACGGCGGGCUACAGAGUCUGUUAUUACCAGAGAGUCAUACAGAGGUCACCAGGGCCAUGUGGCAGCAGGUGCCGUGAGCAGCACUCCGUCAAAUGAGAGGACUGUCAUUCUGGGAAAGAAAUUAGAAGCGCAAGCCACUAAAGAACAAGAAAGGGACAGAUCAGGGGUCAUCAGAAUAAAGCCAGAAGAGAAAAUGUUUGAUUCUAAAGAGAAGGCUUCAGAGGAAAGAAACUUGAGGUGGGAAGAGCUAACCAAGUUAGAUAGAGAUGCCAGAAAGAGAGAAAGCCGGCAUUUGAGGGAUGAGGCCAGAGAGAAGGAAGCACUGAAGGAGAGAAGUGUAAAAGAAAGAGAGGUGCCCAUCAGUCUAGAAGUAUCCCGGGGCAGCAGAGCAGAGGUGUCCACCAUACACUUGCAGUCACCUGGAAGGAAGGACGUUAGCCACAGUGGGGGAAGAGAGGCAGAGACCAAAGAGACAAGGUUCCGGCUGGAUACCCAGGACACUGCCAGCUCUCUGCAAAGUGACUCAACGACAGAAACCAUAGCCGAAAGCAUUGUCACCACCAUCCUUAAGCAGUUUACCCAGUCUCCAGGUGCCGAGGAGGAGGCCACUUCUUUCCCGGACACAAAGGUCACUUAUGUGGACAGGAAAGAGUUUCCUGGUGAUGGGAAAACCAAGACAGAAAUCGUUGUGGAGUCGAAGCUGACAGAUGUUGUUGAUGUUUCUGAUGAAGCAGGCCUGGACUACCUUCUAAGCAAGGAUGUCAAGGAAGUAGGACUGAAGGGGAAGUCAACGGAGACGAUGAUCGGAGAGAUGAUCAACCUGGGUCUGAAAGGCAGGGAGGGGAGAGCUAAAGUCGUAAAUGUGGAGAUUGUGGAAGAGCCCAUGAGCUACAUAGGUGGUGGGAAAAUAGACUUUUCUACCCCCUUUCAGGUAGAAGAAGUCGACGACGUGUCUCCCAGCCCCAAGGGCUUUGUGGAGGAAGAGGAUGGUGAAGGAGAGACCCACAUGGCAUUCUCAAUGCGUCCACAUCAGACCAAACAGCCCCAGGGGACCAUCCCUCACGUGGAAGAAGUGACGGAGGCGGGCGACUCAGAGGGGGAGCAGAGCUAUUUUGUGUCUACCCCAGAUGAGUACCCCGGGGGGCAUGACAGAGAAGAUGAUGGCUCAGUGUAUGGGCAGAUUCAUAUCGAGGAAGAGUCUACCAUCCGGUACUCAUGGCAAGACGAAAUUGCGCAGGGGACCUGGAGAAGGAAAAUGAGAGGUGACGUGGGGGGAGAGAAGCCUGUGAAGGUCCUGGAGGUCCCAGCACUUUCCCUGGGUGGUGCUAUUGGUUCUGCUCACUUGAAGGAAGAAGCCAGUGGUGAACUCCGUGCUGAACCCACAGUCAUUGAGAAAGAGAUCAAAAUACCGCAUGAAUUCCACACCUCCAUCAAGGGUGUCUUCUCCAGUGAGCCCCGGCACCAGCUGGUGGAGGUCAUCGGGCAGCUGGAGGAAACAUUGCCCGAGCGCAUGAAGGAGGAGCUGUCUGCCCUGACCAGACAGAGUCAAGGAGAGUCAGGGAGCGUUUCUGUGGACGUAAAGAAAGUCCAGAGCGCUGCUGGUGGUUCUGUGACUUUGAUGGCUGAGGUCAACCUCUCACAGACUGUAGAUGCUGAUCAGUUGGACCUGGAGCAGUUGAGCAGAGAUGAAGCUGGGGAAAUAGAGAGGGCUGUGGAGUCUGUGGUCAGAGAGAGCUUGGCCAAGCGCUCCAGCCCAGUGCCUAGAAGCCCAGACAGGGAAGAUGGAGAGGAGGUGCCUGCUGGUGGCAUUCUCUUCAAGCGCUGGGCCACCAGGGAGCUGUAUAGCCCAUCUGGUGAGAGGGAUGAUGCUGGCCAGGUCUCUCCCAGCUCAGAUCAGCGUGUUACCCAGGGCCCAGUGUCAGCUACUGUGGAAGUGACCAGCCCAACGGGUUUUGUACAGUCUCAUGUGCUGGAGGAUGUGAGCCAGUCUGUAAGGCAUGUUAAACUAGGUCCCACUGAAAUGUGGAGGACAGAACAGGUGACCUUCGGAGGACCCACCGCACAGGUGGUGGAGGUAAGUGGAGACUUCAGCGAGGCAGUCAGCUCUGAGGGAGCCAGCCGCUCUGUGAGGCACAUUACACUGGGUCCCCAUCAAAGCCAAGUGUCCACAGAAGUCAUUUUCCGAGGCUCUGUGCCUACCUGGCAGGAAACAGGAGACACAGAAAAGCCUGGCCCAGUGGUACUGUCUGUGGGAGCUGACAUCUCAGGGAGCGGCAGGAUGCCUGGCUCUGAGCGGUCUCACACUGAGAAAGAAAUUCGUUUUCAGGGUCCUGUUUCUGGGACAGCCCAGGUUGGUGGUAACUUUGCAACUGAAGAGUCAGUGGGUAGCCAGACUUUUGUAAGGAGUCUCCAGUUAGGCCCCAAAGAAGGGUUCAGAGAGGAAAUCCAGUUCAUAGCUCCUAUCCCAGACAAGGUAGGGUGGGGAGAAGAGGAUUCUGAGCACACCAAAGUGUCGCUAGAGAGGGCUACAUCCAUCCAGCGUAUUGACAUUGUGCCCCAGAGGUACCUAGCUUCCAAGCAGAUGGCCCCACAGACAUUGGAAUUCAGGGACUCAGAAGACAUGGUUAUGGUGGAAGGUUCAGCAGGCACAAUCCAGGCCACUCACAAUUUCACCUCAGAUAGAGAAAUCCUCCAGAACAAAGAGAACACAUUCCAGAGGGUCAUUUCUGGGUCUCCUCCAGACAGUGUGGGCGACACGGGAGCAGAGGUGACAGCAAACGUCAGCAGGUCCUUUCGGCACAUUCAAAUAGGUCCUACAGAGGAAGAACCCUCUGAAUACUUUGUCACCGGGAGACCCGUAUCUAAAACAUUUGUACUUGAUGGUUCCGUGGCGUCCCCUGGGCUGGUUGGGGGAGCAGACGGUGGUAGCACACCGUGUCGGAUUGCACUGGGGCCCAAAGAAACUUCAUUUACUUUCCAGAUGGAUCUGAGCGACACGAGAGCGAUCCGCAGCUGGACCCGAGACACAGGGUCGGAAGUGGAAGCUCACGGCGUGUCUCACCGUGGUGGCUGGAGAAUUGCACACAGUAGGGAUGAGCGAGUGGCCAGCACUGGCUCUGGGGCCUCCCCUGGGGAUGCACACCAGGCCCCUGGAGAGAAAGGCACGGAGCAGGCUGGAUUUGACAAGACGGUACAGUUGCAGAGAAUGGUAGACCAAAGGUCGGUGGCCUCAGAUGAGAAGAAAGUGGCUCUUCUUUAUCUAGACAAUGAAGAGGAGGAGGAGGAGGAGGGCGAAGGGUGGUUUUGAUGAAUGCAACUAUCUUGUCCUGAAUGGCUCUCUGGAAACAUCAAUGUACAAAGCCUUCAAAAUACCGACAUGCAAGCCCUUCACUAAGUGGAGGGGGAGGGGGAGGCUGGUUAUCAAUACCUUUAUUUAGAGAAGCCUAGGCUGAAAUGGUUUGCUUUAGAAUGUAUUUAAAGGUUGGAGAUUUUACAUUUGAGGUGGAACUUUCACAGACUUCUUUUCAUCUUUUCAGUCUCAAAAAGUUCCUUUCUCCAAACUUUUCUCUCCACGCGUGGGGACAGUUUAUACGAGUUUUGCACCAGGUCACAGGCGUGGCUUAUAUCUAUCUGUUCUACUGUUUAUCUAUAGGCAAGACACUUUUAACAUUAACCAGAUUAAAAUAAUAUAUUUAAGGGUAGGUUGUGUUUGCAUGUGCUAAUAUCAAACAGUAAGCUAACACUGGAAAGGAAAAUAGGUGCGUUUUUCUCUUUCCUACAUCUUAAAAACAAAAAAAGAAAUUAUAGAAAGUAAGCAAGACUAUGUUUGGAAAAACAAUCUAGUCAGUGAUUUCUUUAAGAAAAAGUUACUUAUCAGAGAUUUAAAAUUAUUUUUCAAAUGGAAUGAAUUGCUUCUAUGUACAGAAGUUUAGAAGAAAAAAAAAAAGAGGGCUUAGAGUUAUUUAUGGAAAGGCAGCUGUGGCCUGUUGUUGGUACUUCAGAUUCAUGUAUCUGUCCUGAUUGUUCAGAUUUGCUGUCCCUGGCCACAGGCUUGAGCAACCAAGAAUGACGAUUGCUCGCAGCAGCCUUUCAAGUCUUUACAAGGCUGUGAGGUAGCAGAUACCUUCCUGUACUGACCUAAGCUGGAGUACUUACCUCCUGCUAGAGCAGGGCUUCUUCAACCUGUGGGUCUCGACCCUUGCAAGGCAUUGCCUAUGAACAUUGGCAACCACUGAUAUUUACGAUUCAUAACAGUGGCAAAAUCACAGUUAUGAAGUGGCAAUGGCGUGAUUUUAUGGUUGGGGGUCAGCACAACUUGAGAAACUAUAUUAAAGGGCCGCAGCCUUUGGAGGGUUAAGGACCGAUGCUCUAGAAGAACAGCCAGUGCUUCUAACUACUGAACCAUUUCUCUACCCCAUACAGACCUCCUUCGUAGGAUUUUCUGAGCUCCUAGAAUUACGGACAAAAAUGCAACAGCCGUAUACAAACCCCACAAACGCUUUCUGCACUUUGAAUAGAAAUCGUGGUGGCAGGGGUAUCUAAGUCAAACAGAGGUAGUACUUAGGGGAAGGAACCAGGUGCCUCCCGUGCACCCCAGCAUCUAGGCCCCCAGGGCAGGCUGACAGAUGGCAAAGGCCCCACCCGUGUGGGCCACAGAUUAUGGACCUGGAGCUGUGCACCACUGAAUUUAAGAAGGAUGAGUGUGCUCAUUUGGGAUUGUUCCUUUACACAUGGACAUUGUUUUUAAAGCUCCCAUCUCUUAAGACUUGGCAUCACAUAAAAAGAAAAAGAGCCUCUAUAGUGCAGCAGUCUGUGAGCGCAGAAUGGUAGCUUUCUUGAGUCCGAGCUGUGCUUUUGAACCCAGGCCACAAACCUGCCUGUGGGGCACUGAGGAUCCUAGAGGAUGCCAUCUUCAGGUAGGGGAGGAGCCUUCUUCCCUGACCCGUGUGUGUUUCACGGGGCAUAUCUCCCCUCUGGUUCCAGCAGGUGGGCAAAGGAGAGUACGAUGUUUUUCAUUGCCAAGUAUAAGAGAAACACAGAACGGCUUAAGAUGAUCUUUUCAAACGCCUUGCACGGGGUACAGGAAGGAAGCGGAUUUGAAUGGAAAGCCUUUGUUACCCUCAUGCCAACUGAGCUCAGGGUUGUCAGCCUGAGCCAGGAGUUACUACGGCUGUGGCUCGUCAUCUCUUAUACUGUCAGAGAUGUGCGGACUUAUUUUUUUCCAUAAGCAGAAAACCCGAGUGAUUUGUAAGAAUGUGGCCAAGGUGGUACAGCCUUGGUACCAUAAUGCAAGACACAGUGACAAUGUCGAGUUUAUUAUGAGUCUAAGUGGGCUUAGCUGGAUGUCAUUGUCCUAGUUCAUGAACUUGUCCAUGGGCGCUGGUGUGAGCAGGUUAUAAAUACCGUGGCACUUCUACUUUGAAAAAUAAAUGUCUUAGAAUGAAAUACUAAUUUUCAUUUCUAAGUUGGAAUCCCCAUCGAGGCAAUGUUAUGGUUAUGUUUGAAGAACCUACCAGGAAGGAGGAGUCCUCAGCUGUCACUGGUUACUAUGUCUCCACCAUUACACCCUUGACAUUGUAGCAGAUCACCGCCAAAGCUCCCUGAGGUUUUAGAAAUCAGUCACUCUGGAGUCAAAUCAACACUGUGGGAGGGCAGGGAGGGCCCCAGUCUCUCCCAGUUUGUUAUUGUUGAGACUACAGGAGACUGAAUGUUUCUUAGCUUCCCACUGGUUGUUUUGAUCGUUUGCUUUACAGUGUUUAUUUAGAAUUAUCUAAGAAGCCUAUUUUGCUAACCUGUUCCCUACAAAGAGAACUGUCACAAGAAUGUGUAGAAAUAAAGAUCUGAGGGGGGAAAAAAAACAACUGUAUUGUUCUUAAAGAGAAUGUUUUCUGGCUGACUUCCAUGUGGUUCCUUCGAUGCUGAUGUUCCAUUCCUGAGUUUCUUUCCAUGUUUUGAUGGUAGCCAUGGGUUACUGGAUGGGUCAUAAAUGUUCCUUAGUUCCUCCUGAGAUCAGAACUUUUCCCUAUAGGUUCAAACUAGGAAGCAUGCACUAACUAGCUUAUAUCCAAGUGGAUAGUUUGGUGGUAACUGCCAUCCCAGCCCGGAAGACUGUUGUCAGCAGGAUGAGACAGCCAUCCAUUCUGCCCAGGAUGGAGGAGGGAGCCAAGGUACAGUUAUUCCUGCUGAACCCAGCAUUGUCUGGGGCUGGAGCUGGUCAAGUAGUUACUCGAAGCACAGUUUGUAAGGCUAUUCAUGGCCAUUUCUCAGUAUCUUAAGAUAUAGAUAUAUGCUUGAAACAAGGAGUGGGUGACUGUUCGUCUGUCUAUAAUCUGGCCUUUUAGCAACAAAAAUAAAAACAUGAGUAGUUGUAUUU
Mus musculus (house mouse) is the source of this 7866-nucleotide messenger RNA. RefSeq names its product synemin, intermediate filament protein (gene Synm). The record is from RefSeq and is marked validated. Gene Ontology annotation, biological process: intermediate filament cytoskeleton organization. Gene Ontology annotation, molecular function: structural constituent of muscle; vinculin binding; structural constituent of cytoskeleton. The transcript is spliced from 4 exons. NCBI's taxonomy places the organism in Eukaryota, Metazoa, Chordata, Mammalia, Rodentia, Muridae. The coding region runs from base 115 to 4800 and encodes 1561 amino acids. Gene Ontology annotation, cellular component: intermediate filament cytoskeleton; costamere; intermediate filament.